Molecule: messenger RNA, 540 nt
Organism: Medicago truncatula (barrel medic)
Lineage: Eukaryota; Viridiplantae; Streptophyta; Magnoliopsida; Fabales; Fabaceae
Product: agamous-like MADS-box protein AGL29
Exons: 1
Coding region: 1-540 (179 amino acids)
Biological process (GO): regulation of transcription by RNA polymerase II
Molecular function (GO): DNA-binding transcription factor activity, RNA polymerase II-specific; RNA polymerase II cis-regulatory region sequence-specific DNA binding; protein dimerization activity
Source: RefSeq, a predicted model, not a curated record
AUGGGUCGUCGAAAAAUUAAGAUAGAGAGGGUGAAAGACCCCAACACAAGGCAGAUCACAUUCUCAAAGCGUCGAACCGGUUUAUUCAAAAAAGCAAAUGAAUUGUCCAUUUUGUGCGGAGCAGAAGCCGCUAUUGUUGUGUUCUCUCCAGGUAACAAUCCUUACUCUUUUGGUCACCCUGGAGUUGAUUUUGUUGCUACCAAGUAUCUCCAAUUAGAGCCAAAACCAAGUAACUCUCUAGAAAACCGCACUUCUGAUGCUUCCAAGAUGGAAAAUUUGAAUCUAGAACUUGCUGAUGUGUUAGCACAAAUUCGGGAUGGUGAAAAGCAGGCUGAGGCUCAUGAUGAGAUUUUUAAGCAAAAUGAUGUGACAAAACUCUCUGAGCUUAAAGAAUUGAGAGGUUCAUAUAAAGAGCUUCAAGAUUGCGUAAAAUUGCGGCUCAAUGAUAUCGAGAUAUCUGAAUGUUUGAUGCUUCUAGCUCAAGAUCCAGUGGUGGGAAUAAAAGCGAAAUUGUCAAAAAAUAAAAGAAGAAAAAAUUGA